AUGGCGUUGGACAUAGCAAAAAUGUGUAGAAUUUGUCUCGAAUCAGAUAAAAUUAGUUUUGAUAUGUACACUAGUUUUUAUGAGAAACGGAAUAUUGUAUACAGUGAUAUGCUAGCGAAAUGUACUCAAAUUAAGCCGCAAAUAGAUGAUGGAUUGCCCCAUUUGAUUUGCAAUGAUUGUAGUCGGCAGCUAAAACGGGCGUACACGUUUAAUUUACAAUGUGAUGAAAGCGACAAAAGGUUAAAGUUCAUGCUAGCAAAGGCUGAAAUCAAGGAAAAUGGUCUUUCUAAUGGUCUAUUCCAAGAUGAACUGGAAUUCGGGGAUAUGAAAUGCGAAAAUGGUCUCGGGGCGAACGUGGAACUACUGACGCUAGAUGAAACCACUGGAGACAUUAAAAAUAUUAAAUUGGAACCAUUACUAAAUAACGAUGACAAUGAUAGCACUUGGGAUGCUGAUGAUGAUAAUAUACUGUUAGAAGAAAUUAAAAUUAAAAAAGCAGAACUUGAAAAUAUAGAAUUAAAACCUAAGAAGAAAAGAGGCAGAAAAAAAAGAGUGUACCUGGAGGGUGAAGUUCGGCCUCUACCAGAAAGCAAGCUGCCGCACCAAUGUGACAUUUGUGGCAAAGUACUAAGCACUAAGAGUAAUCUCAAGGCACAUAAACUUUGUCAUACUGAUCUCAGACCAUUCUUGUGUUCUGAUUGUCCUGCUACAUUUAGAGGGCACAGUGCUCUGUUCCAACAUAAGAAAAUACACACUGGUGAGACUCCCUACCAUUGCGACUUUUGUCCCAAACAGUUUAGCAGACGUACUGGGCUGGUCAACCACAUACGGAUGCAUAAAGGGGAGAAGUUGUACAGUUGUGAUAUAUGUUUCAAGACGUUCGUGCAGAGCGCCCAGCUCUCCAUACAUAUGAAGAGACAUAAAGGUGACAAGCCAUACUUGUGCCAAGUCUGUGGGAAAGGAUUCCCCAUCAAAGCGGAGCUGAAGGUCCACCAAAGGAUUCACAACGGUGAGAAGCCGUACUCCUGUCACCUAUGCACCAAGACCUUCGCAACUUCAGGCAACUUAUCCAUACAUGUCAGGAUACAUAAUAAAGAAGUUAGGUACAAUUGCAAAGAAUGUCAACGAGGUUUCGUAACAUGCAGCGCUUACAACGUCCAUCUAAAAAGGCAUAAAGGUCAAAGAGACUACCACUGUGAAUGUGGUAAGACAUUCUACACAUCAUCAGCUUUAAAACAACAUAAAGUGGUACACACAGGCGAAAAGAAAUACCAAUGUAAAAUAUGCGACAGAAAAUUCACCCAAACUAGUCAUUUGAGCCGCCACUUUAAAAGAGAUCACGCUAAACCGAACGCUCCCGUGCCUUCGUCUGACCAUUACAAGUUAAUUGUGCAAGAAAAUAAAGAUGUUCUUAAUAUAUUAGAUACUGCUAUACAGAAAAUUGAUCAAACUAUGGGCGGGGCUGUGAAAUGUGAAGGGACGUAG
Spodoptera littoralis (African cotton leafworm) is the source of this 1485-nucleotide messenger RNA. Lineage: Eukaryota; Metazoa; Arthropoda; Insecta; Lepidoptera; Noctuidae. The record is from the annotation of a GenBank genome assembly.